CGGCUCCGUUGUGCUGUCUCUGUGCCCCAGCCUGGCCUAGGAGAAGCCCCAGGCCCGUAGGACGUCGGGGCGAGGGCGGUGCAGGCGAGGGCGAAGGAGGCGAGAGAAAUAAACAUGUAAACAAUCCCAGGCGGGGAAGGAGGACUCGGGCGUCGCGGCUCUCCUGCGGGAUUCCCUCGUGAUUGCGGGCUCCUGGUGAGGCCCCUUGGCACCUGCAGGAGACGAGGGCGAGAGCGUGGAUGGGCUCCUUCGCCGAGGUGGCCAGAGGCGCCAGAAGGAUGGGGGAGCCACGGAGGUGUUGGCUGCGGUGGCACAACUACAGUGAUUCAGUGACGUCGGCGUUAGAGUCUCUCCGGUAUGACGAGGACUUCUUGGACGUAACAGUGGCAUGCGAGGGACGUACAAUACGAGCCCACAAAUUAGUGCUCUCUGCCUGUAGUGCUUACUUCAGAAAGGUGCUAAAGGACCAUCCAUGUGACCACCCCAUAAUUAUUUUGGAUGGUUUAGGAUGGAGAGAGGUUGUGGCCUUAUUACAUUUCAUGUAUUGUGGAGAAGUUGUAGUGGAGGAAGAAGAGUUACCAAACCUUUUGAGUGCUGCGUCCAACUUAAGUGUGACUGGAUUAACUCAUGUUACCAUGGCAUUAGCAAGUACACAGGCAACCGGUGAAGAAGACACAGAUGAAGACUAUGAAGAUGAUGAAGAGGAAGAAGAGGAAGAGGAGAAAGCAACAAAGUUACCAGAAAGCACCCAUGUAUCAAAGAAGGAAGAGGCAGAGAGUGAAAAAGAUUCCUCGUAUGAGAGCGACGCACCGCCUGCUUCUAAGAGGCAACGCAGAGACUCCAGCAGUACUCAGGAGACAAGUUGCACUAACAAGGAGCCGUUGGAAGAAUCACAGACGAGUAGAAGAAAUUCAGUUUCUUCUAAAAAAGAGAACUCAAGUCCGCCCCCAGUAGUGACCAAUGGCUUGACUCCAACUACGCAAGCAGGCCUAGCAGCCAUACCUGUCCCCAGUAACCCUGCCACUGAUGUCAGAGAAGAGAAAGAAGAGGAGAAGGAAAGUACGAAAGUUGUCCCUAAAGAGAAAAAGACAGUCAGCAAAGACAAAACAAAAGGGAAGUUGAUGAAUGGCAACAACCAUAUCAAGGAGGAAAUGGAAGAAUACUUAGAGGAGGACUUUGAAGGAAGCAGACCCGAAAAUGGUGAUUCAGAUUACAUGAAGAACUUGGCCGAUCCCGAAAAGUCAUCAGGCGGCUCAGUCACAGAUAGCAUAGCAGAGAGUGCAACGGCACCAGUGACACCUCCUUUAAGUGGUGGUGUUAAUUAUACUGCAUUGAUAACCAGAGGAAUCUUGCCAUCUGUUACGAACAUGAAGACAGACACCAUCCUCAUCUCCCCCUUUGCACUAAGUGACAAAAUAGUGCAGAAGGUCCUCCUCCCCGCACAGCCAUCCACUGGAGCUUCCCCCUCUUGCACCUCACCCAGCUCAAGCACAACGUCUGUCACAACCCCUACCGCCACACUCAGCACAAACAGUCAGACAGACACCUCUCCGAGCCAGCCCUACAUUCAACCGCCCUUGGUCUCUGUGCAGGAGGUCCAAGCUACACUAGAACAAUACCAGCGGAAGCUUGCCUUUCAUGAGCCAAGACCAUGCCCGACGUGCAAGAGGAUGUACCGAGAUGCUGCCACCUUACGAACACACAUGGCUAUCAUGCAUGCUGAAGGCAGAGAACCUUUCUCAUGCACAUGUGGGGCAUUGUUUCGUACAAAAUAUGACAUGUACCAACACAAGAAGAAUGGUCAUCGAUAAGCUUGACAAGUGAACUUCAAGGCCAAAGAAUAAGCUGCGAUGUAGAGCAAGGAAAACCUGGAGACAGGCAGGUAGUUGUGUCACCAUUAAAACUGCUAUAUAUAUGGCAAACUGAUUAACCAUGCCAAAGAUAAGGAAUAUGGUAGUUAUGUACCAAACAGGAAUUGUUUGGUGUAGAAAUGCAUUUCAGAAAAUAAUUGGAAUUGAAUAGUAGAAAUGUAUAAUGCCUCCCUAAUGAUCUGGUAUUGGUAUGGAUUUAUAUUUUAUUCUUUGGGAGAAGUUAUGACAAUGCCAGUUGUUUUUUAUUUGUAAAUUUAUUUUUAUCAUUGUAAUCAAUACUCAUUAUUUUAUUGUUAUUAUUAUUAUCAUUAUAAGUGACAAAUUUCACUUCAAGAAGUGAUAAAGUUAACUUUGUUUCACUUCAAAAGCUUCUGAUAUUUUUAUCAUCUGAAACUCUUAUAAGAGUCAGAAGCAGUGGGUGAUGGCAUGUCUCUCUACCUGAUUAUCUUGGUGUUCCAGAUUCCUUUUGCUGUAAUGCUUGAGUCGCAUUUAGGCUAUGUCUUGACACAAGAUUAGAUCUCUUGCUCAAGUUACCCAAACCAAGUGUGCCCUCUGAUCUGCCACAUUGGCAGCAUCAGAUACUCCUUUAACCGUUGAACCAAGUAUUGCCUUUUGCAGUGUUGGUAGCUUUUGAAACUUCAUGUACUCCCACUCUGGUCUGUUGUGGCAGUUUGAAGUCAUCUGCUAGCGUUGGAUAGUAGUUAUGACAACUUUUUGUGACUAACUCUGGUGCUCUUGUCAUUUUCCCAGUGUGUAAGCUUUCUUAGCAGGACUUGUGCUCCUUAUCAUGUGGGGGGAUAAGUUUUUCCAAGUGUCUUAAGGUAUGUGUGAGUAUGAUGAAAAUGGAAUGUUUUGUUGCACAAAUAUGCUUGAUUGUCCUCAAGCUUAGAGGAAUACUUUGCUUUAAUGAAAUAUGAAGACAGAUGGUUGAUGUAAAUAUUUUUUUAUUGAUGUACUUGUAUUUAAGAAAACAAACCACUCUAGAAAGAAAGCAUUGAAAUGGUGGUAUUACCAUUUCUGCUUUUUGCAGAAUCUUUUCACACAGCCUUUUAAAGCAGGCAGUUGUAUCUGCAAGCCUUAGAAAGAGCUUUUAUACUAACCUAUUUAUGGUAUUUAUUUUUGUUUCAUUAUUUCUUGUUUACACUUUGAAAUUUGAAAUUGUUAAAUCAUUAACAAAGAUUUGGGUAAACCAUGAAAAUGAUCUCAGUCUAGAGAUGAGAAAGGCAAUCAUAAAAUAUGUCUUACAAGUAUUUUUGAUACUUGAGCAGAGUGUGUAUGUUUGAGGGUUAUUGUGAUUUAGUGAAACAAAAGGCAUGCAGGUGGUGGCAGAAUAUUGUUUUUGCCCACAAUGUGAUGUUAUAUAACACCUUUAUGUACACAUGAAGACAGCAUGUGGUCCAAAGGGAGCAACUUACAUUUGUUUAUGCCAGUUUGAUCAUUGUUACCAAACAAACCACCUAGAGGUUUAGGUGAUUAAUCUUCCAACCAUCUGGAAGAAGGUUGUGUUUUUGUUAUAUAAAAUUAGGUUGAGGGAAAGUUACCACCAACUAGAUUUAGUGUUGCACAUUUUCUUUAAACACUUACGUUGUUACCAAUUAGUGGUAUUGAGUAGAUAUGUCUAUAUUUCUACUUAGUCUUUAUUUUUUUUUAUUUGAUUGAAUGGAACCAGUGAUAGUACAUUUCCACUUGAAAAACCAAAUAUGUAGCCAAAUUCUGAAUACAGUGUAGUGGUUGAAAAUUGUCAAAUUUACAGAGAUAUUCUGUAUUUGUUCAUUUAAUAUUAUUAAAUAUUGUACCAGUGAAAAGCAUCAUAAAGAUAGGUCAUGGUUGUAUGGCCAGGUUUUUACCCAGUGGUUAUGUGCCCAAGCAUUUACCAGUAGUUCUUCACCUAGGCAGUUUCCAAAUUUGUAUAUAUUUUUAUGCCUUAUGCAAGUUAAGUUGUAUCAAUAAUUUUUGUGCAAGACUUUUUGUACCGUGUUCAAACAACUGCAAAUUAACCAGUGAUUACUUGCCUUGUCUUGAAAGAGUUUAAGAUUGAUCUAGAUGGGUGAGAUUGAGAAAAGAAGUUUGUAAUAAGAUAUUUUAUAAGGUUUUUAUACAUAAAAUGUAAGAGCUUAGGUGUCGAGUUAUUGUUGUUCGCUUAGGUACUUAAAGUUGUAAGUAACUGACUUUAUACUUGGUGUUGUGUGAUUCAGCAACCAAUAACAAAUACUCUGGCAAAUGUUUUGAAAAUCAUACAUAAAGAUAUAAUCUUUGUACUGUGUUCUAUGAAGAUUAUUAUUUUGGUAUUUUUAUGCUCAAAAUUUAUUUGCGAUUUUAUGUAGUUGAUGUUGAAUGGAUGAGUCAAUAGUUGUAUUAUACCAGAAAGAAUUUUUUCAUUUGAUGGUGUUUUUAUACUUGGUUAUUUGUUAUAAGGUUUUUAGUUUUUUCCCCCUCGAUCAAACAAAAAUAGUGAAAAAAUUUUGUUUGCAGUAGGCACAUGGGAUUCAUACUUGGCAUUAAACUACUGUUUCUUGUGAUCUGUAUGUUACCAAUAGUUUUAAUGAAGAAACAAAUGAAGCCAAGUGGCAGAUAGAACUUGUUUUGCCUAUGGAAAGGC
Penaeus chinensis is the source of this 4470-nucleotide messenger RNA. Its product is annotated as protein jim lovell-like. Gene Ontology annotation, biological process: regulation of transcription by RNA polymerase II. NCBI's taxonomy places the organism in Eukaryota, Metazoa, Arthropoda, Malacostraca, Decapoda, Penaeidae. The record is from RefSeq and is a predicted model, not a curated record. The transcript has 9 exons. Gene Ontology annotation, cellular component: nucleus. Bases 240 to 1811 code for a protein of 523 amino acids. Gene Ontology annotation, molecular function: protein binding.